Messenger RNA from Heterostelium album PN500, 1401 nucleotides. Its product is annotated as histone acetyltransferase type B catalytic subunit. The record is from RefSeq and is a predicted model, not a curated record. The transcript has 5 exons. Gene Ontology annotation, molecular function: histone H4 acetyltransferase activity. NCBI's taxonomy places the organism in Eukaryota, Evosea, Eumycetozoa, Acytosteliales, Acytosteliaceae. Gene Ontology annotation, cellular component: nucleus. Bases 1 to 1401 code for a protein of 466 amino acids. Gene Ontology annotation, biological process: subtelomeric heterochromatin formation.
AUGAAUAGAGUAUAUAGAUUCGAUGCAAAUGAAGUAACAAAUAUAAAGUUAGUGUGGUCAUCAAAUGAUCUACUAGAGGAUAUCGAAAAAUGUAAAAACAACAACAAUAAUAAUAAUGGUGAUAAUAAUAUUAAUGAGAAUGAUGGAAAUGAUGAGAAUUCAGGUGGAGUUGUAACAUUCAAUCCAGAGUUCUCUCAUAAGAUCUUCAAGGAAGAACAGAUCAUGGGUUAUGAACCACUCACUCUCAAUAUCUAUAUGGGUGCAGGUUCACUCACAACCUACAUCGAUACCAACUACACCAUACAAUCAAAGAAUAUCACCAACGUAGAGCGACAACUACUCAAAGUCAUGUCGAAAUCAGAUCCACCAAAAUCAACUCUUGAUUCAUUUAAAGAUUAUAUCGAAGAGAAAGAGAUUUCAUUUAAACCACCAGGUGAACUUAUUUAUGAAUUUAGUAGAGUCGAUAGAGAGACCGGAGAGGAAAGACACUUUGAGAUAUACUUUGGAAAGAUUAUCGAUCCAAACAUUCUCAGAUAUCACGAGAAACUACAGUUGUUCGUACUUUGGUACAUCGAAGGUGGAUCCUACAUUUUCACAGAGGACUCCAAUUGGGAUAUAUUCAUGAUGUUUGAGAAAAAGAUGAUUGACAGCACCAAACGAUAUGGAAUCGUUGGAUAUACAACCAUCUAUAAUUUCUAUCAUCAUCCAUCUACAAAUAGAUCUAGAAUUAGUCAAUUUCAUACUGAUUCAUUUUUUAUUAUUUCUAAAUUGCAAACUCUCAGUCAAUUCUUAGUUUUACCGCCAUAUCAAAGAAUGGGACUUGGAAAACGAUUAUUAAAUUCAUUAUAUGAUUAUUAUAAAUCACAUUCAAGUGUAUAUGGACCUGUUUAUGAUAUUACUGUUGAAGAUCCAGGAGAAUACUUCAUACUUUUAAGAAAUUCAGUUGAUCUUGAAAAUGUUGUAAAAUCUGGAUUGUUAAAGGAGAUUAGUGCAGAGUUUGAUUUAUCACAGAAUCACAAGGCAUUGUUUGAAAAGAUAAGAAAGGAGUUGUUGAUUACACCAGUACAAUCAAAGACGGUGCUAGAGAUCUAUUUGCUGAGCAAGUUGAUGAAUAGACCUGCCAACGAUCCACUCUACAAGCGAUACAGAAUCUUUAUCAAAAAGAGACUGUACAAACAAUUCUUUGGAUCCGAGGAAGAAGCUGCUGCCGCUGGAAACACCGACAAGGAGGCAGCUGACACACCGGAGCGAAAGAAAGAGAUGGAAGAUGGUAAGAAGAAAGUGAUCAUCGAUUUCUAUGAACAAUUGGAAAAUGAUUACACGCAAACCAUUAAUGCUAAUCCUUUAUUAUCGACUGCUGCUGCUGCUGCUGCUUCCACUGUUACCGCUGGAAACAAAUAA